UCACAUUAGAAGAAAAAAAAACUUCGAAAAAAUCAUAAAGGGUCAUUCCAUGCCAAAUCGGCGGAUUUUUGCACGAGAAAUCUUCGAUUUUUUUCAAAAUCAGAUCAAGUUCAGAGGUCAUCAAACGAUGACGAAUGACGCAAACCGGACAUUUUUCGAUUCUUUUUUUGGCGGAGCUGUGGGGCUCCAAUGAGUUCUCCGAAAUGGCAGAAAAUGGAAAUUUUCAGUUGCGAAUUGCUCCGGUCGUACGUGGUAUAGAAUUUUGAACUUUUUUUCAAAUAGUAGUACUUUGAAAGGGUAAUCGACGAAUGAUGUCAAAAUCAGUGUUGCCACUUUCAAAAACCUAAAAAAAUCGAUUUAAAAACUUAUUAUUUAAAUAUAACCACGAUGUCCGCGAGUAAAAAUUCUGAAAAAAUUCUCAGUUUUAGUCCUUCUCAUGUAGAAUAACACAUCGAAAAAAUUGGACUGGUAUUUUUCUUUCAUUUUCGAGAAAAAAAAUUACAAGUUUGGCACUUAUUGCAAAAAUACCAUCAGAAACCUGAAAAAUAUAAAAUUUUGCAUUUUUGAGAUAUUUUACCAAUGUGUAGUCGAACAUUUGAAAAAAAAAUUCCCUCCCUCGCAAUUUGUCAACGAAUUGGCGAAAAAUACCAUUCUUCGUGCAAUAAUUUUAUGAGUGAAACAUAAUGAAAAAAUGUCACCGCUGUUUUAAACAAAAUCAGAAACCGUGAUAAAUGAAUAUUUUUGUAUUUUCGAAAUAGAUAUGUAAGUAGGUGCGAUCCUUCGGGGCGCCCCUAUAGAUCCUACUACACACUACUCGUUUCUCCCAGGAUCGAGACUCCGUUCAGAGGUUUAACGGAUCAGCCAGAAUAACUUUAAUGGUUGAGAAAUAAACCUCAUAUUUCUCCACCAUCCGGUAGUUCGUAAGAUCUCGAUUGAAUCGAUCCUAACAUCAACCAUUAACUUAUAUUCGUGUUUUUUUUCGAGUUUUGUGUACAUUUUUUUUUCAUCUUUCUCAAUUUUUUUUGCUGGUGUUGAUAUUAAAAAAAAAAAAAAAAAAAAAACGAUUUUUACCUACAUUUAUUGGUGGUAUUGUGCGUUUCGCGAAAUUGAAAGUACCUAUUUUUCUGUUUUUCGAGUAUUUUUUUUCUGUACAUUGAUAUACAUUUUUUUGAGUAAAAUUUAUCGGAAUUUAUCGGUUAAAAUGCGUACGCGAUCGGAUAAAAAUGGUGCUGAUGCUGAAGGCGGUGGCUCACCCGAGAUGACACCAGAAGUUCAGUUACUGAUACAGCAACAGGUGCAAAUGCAGGUACAGGCGAUACUAGCUGCUAGUAAUAAUUCGUUAUUUUCGGACCAACAGCAACUUAUGGCAGCUGAUAGGGCAUACAUUACGCCAACUUUUCAACUUCGUUCUAUGGGUGAUCACGAAAAACUCAAUGGGCAUAGAAAUUUUCGAGCCUGGCGAAAUAUGGUCGAGUUAGACUUACGUGCUCUAAAUCUAUACCCUUUUAUUACUUCUCCAAGAGGGUCAGAAGUAGAGAUUUCGCAAGCGAAGAGAAAUGUACUAGAUGCACAAACUAUGCAGUAUAUUACCAUGGCCGUUUCCAGGCCUAUUGCAGCCAGACUCCAUGAUUUAAAUACUGCUUACGAUAUGUAUGGGUACAUAUCACAAAAUUAUGGAUCUGGGAGAAUCCAGGAUAUGGUGGAUCUCCAUAAUCGAUUCGUUAGGCUGCGUUUUCGUCGUAAUUUUGACCCAGACCGAUUUAUUGCUGACUUUGAGCAGAUGAUUAAUGAGUAUCAAAAUUUGGGAACAGUAUUCUCCGACGAAUAUAUAACCACAAUUUUUCUUCAAAAAAUAGAGGGGAUCUAUGAUCAUCGAAGCCCUUAUUCGACGUUUUUCUCUACGAUCACCACUCUGCCUGAUGAAAAUCAUACAUUAGAAUUCAUCAAGGAACGAUUUUUGAGGAUUGCUGAAAAUGACAAAAAUAAGAAAUUCUCUGAUAAAAAACCCUUUGAUUCUAAAAAGCCAGAAAAUGAUAAGCGCAACGAGUCUUCCUCUUCCGCCUCCUCUGCCUCUGGUAAAAAUCAACGAAAACGUCCAAUUGACUCCACUGAAAAAUCCGACGAGCCAAAAGUGAAAAUUUCCAAACCUAAGUAUACACCUCAACAAGUUGAACAACUCAAGACUAUGUCCAAAGAGGAGAAAUUGAAAAUACUUUGCACGAAAUGCGGGGAGUAUUUCCAUAAAGAGAAAGACUGCCCAAAUCCGGGAAAAGCCUGCUAUGGAUGUCGUGAAUAUGGUCAUGUUCGAGCUGAUUGUCCUAAAGGUCGUAAAUAAAAGGACAGAAUGGAUAAACGAUCACAUGAGGGACGAUUUUUAUUUCCUGUUGAAGGACUUGAUCGAAAUUUGUAUUUUAUUCUUUUUAGAUUCGUAUUAUUUUAUUUUUAUUUAGAGAAAUAGAAUUAUUCAUAAACAGGUUCGUAAUUUUUAAUCAAUAGACUACCGAUGUAUAGAAUAUGGUAAUGGUAAUUUCAGGCUAUUAAUUAGUUUAUUUG
This is a messenger RNA of Planococcus citri (citrus mealybug), 2553 nucleotides long. RefSeq lists its product as uncharacterized. Lineage: Eukaryota; Metazoa; Arthropoda; Insecta; Hemiptera; Pseudococcidae. The coding region runs from base 1202 to 2335 and encodes 377 amino acids. Gene Ontology annotation, molecular function: nucleic acid binding; zinc ion binding. The transcript has 2 exons. The record is from RefSeq and is a predicted model, not a curated record.